CCGGAAGUGCCCAGUUGUUGGCUUGCGCCUCCGCCCGGCGUUUCCGGGAGGGAGGGAAGGAGCCGGGUGUCCCUCGGGGGCCGCGCUGGGUACCCGGCUCUGCGGUUCCUCGCCCAGCGUUCGGCGCCGAGGGAGGGGCCCGAGCGCGCGGCGCCCAGCUCGCGGCGCCCACGUUCGAGCCGGGCCUCCCUGGGCUGUGGCGGAGCCCGAGACACGAGCAAAGGAGGAGCGCUCUGGGCCCGGACCCGCCGCCAUGGUGCAGAUGGAGACGCAGCUGCAGAGCAUUUUUGAGGAGGUCGUGAAAACAGAAAUCAUAGAAGAGGCCUUUCCAGGCAUGUUUAUGGAUACACCAGAAGAUGAAAAAACAAAACUUAUCAGCUGUUUGGGAGCUUUCAGGCAGUUUUGGGGUAGUCUUUCACAGGAGUCUCAUGAGCAGUGCAUCCAAUGGAUUGUUCGGUUCAUUCAUAGCCAACACAGCCCUAAGAGAAUAUCUUUUCUUUAUGAUUGCCUAGGAAUGGCAGUAGAAACUGGUCUUCUUCCACCCAGAAUGGUUUGUGAAUCCCUGAUAAACUCUGAUACGCUUGAAUGGGAAAGAACACAACUUUGGGCAUUGACAUUUAAACUGGUUCGGAAAAUAAUUGGUGGUGUGGAUUACAAGGGUGUACGAGAUCUCUUAAAAGUGAUUUUGGAGAAAAUCUUAACAAUACCCAAUACUGUGAGCUCAGCUGUGGUACAGCAACUUCUAGCAGCAAGAGAGGUUAUAGCAUAUAUUUUGGAACGAAAUGCCUGUUUACUACCAGCCUAUUUUGCAGUUACUGAGAUCAGAAAAUUAUAUCCUGAGGGGAAACUUCCACAUUGGUUACUAGGCAACCUUGUAUCAGACUUUGUGGAUACCUUCAGGCCCACAGCAAGGAUAAACUCCAUUUGUGGGCGCUGUAGUCUUCUGCCAGUGGUAAAUAACUCUGGUGCCAUUUGUAAUUCCUGGAAAUUGGAUCCUACAACGCUUCGUUUUCCUUUGAAAGGCCUUUUACCAUAUGAUAAGGAUCUGUUUGAACCUCAGACUGCUUUAUUGAGAUAUGUAUUGGAGCAACCUUAUUCCAGAGAUAUGGUCUGCAAUAUGCUAGGUUUAAAUAAGCAGACCUUGAACAUUGCUCAGCACAAACAGCGCUGCCCAGUGCUGGAGGACCAGUUGGUGGAUCUGGUUGUUUAUGCCAUGGAACGUUCAGAGACUGAGGAGAAAUUUGAUGAUGGGGGAACCAGUCAGCUUCUGUGGCAGCACCUCUCAAGCCAGCUCAUAUUUUUUGUACUUUUCCAAUUUGCAAGUUUUCCUCACAUGGUCUUAUCUCUUCAUCAAAAGUUAGCAGGGCGAGGUCUUAUUAAAGGCAGAGACCAUUUAAUGUGGGUACUGCUACAAUUCAUUUCUGGAAGUAUUCAGAAAAAUGCAUUAGCUGAUUUUCUCCCUGUUAUGAAGCUCUUUGAUCUUCUUUAUCCAGAAAAAGAGUGUAUUCCUGUGCCAAAUAUUAACAAACCCCAGUCAACCCAUGCUUUUGCAAUGACAUGUAUUUGGAUACAUCUAAACAGGAAGGCUCAAAAUGACAACUCCAAACUACAGAUUCCUAUACCUCACUCCCUAAAACUUCACCAUGAGUUCUUGCAACAAAGUCUUCGAAAUAAAAAUUUACAGAUGAAUGAUUAUAAGAUUGCUCUGUUGUGUAAUGCAUACUCUACAAAUUCAGAAUGUUUCACGUUACCUAUGGGAGUACUAGUAGAGACUAUUUAUGGCAAUGGAAAUAUGAGAAUCUCUCUUCCUGGAAUUAAUUGCAUGGCAUCAGGAUCUAUCACCCCCUUACCAAUGAAUCUAUUGGAUUCCCUUACAGUGCAUGCUAAAAUGAGCUUAAUUCACAGCAUCGCUACCAGGGUAAUAAAACUGGCACAUGCAAAAUCCAGUGUGGCACUGGCCCCAGCUCUAGUAGAAACCUACAGUCGUCUACUGGUUUAUAUGGAAAUAGAAUCCUUGGGCAUUAAAGGAUUUAUUAGUCAGCUCUUGCCUACAGUUUUCAAAUCUCAUGCUUGGGGAAUUUUACACACACUCCUGGAGAUGUUCAGCUACCGUAUGCACCACAUCCAGCCUCAUUAUCGAGUUCAACUACUGAGCCAUCUUCAUUCUUUAGCUGCUGUUUCCCAAACCAAUCAAAACCAACUCCAUCUCUGUGUUGAGAGCACAGCUCUAAGACUCAUAACAGCACUUGGCAGUUCUGAAGUGCAACCACAGUUUACUCGUUUCCUUAGUGACCCCAAAACUGUGCUUUCAGCUGAAUCUGAAGAAUUGAACCGGGCCUUAAUUUUGACCUUAGCCAGAGCAACUCAUGUGACAGAUUUUUUUACAGGCUCUGAUUCAAUUCAGGGGACUUGGUGCAAGGAUAUACUUCAGACAAUCAUGAGCUUUACACCUCAUAAUUGGGCUUCUCAUACUCUUAGCUGCUUUCCAGCUCCUUUGCAGGCAUUCUUCAAGCAAAAUAAUGUACCUCAAGAAAGUCGUUUUAAUCUGAAAAAGAAUGUGGAGGAAGAAUACAGAAAGUGGAAGUCUAUGACCAAUGAAAAUGACAUCAUUACUCACUUCUUCUCUAUGCAAAGUCCUCCUCCUCUCUUCCUUUGCCUCCUUUGGAAGAUGCUCUUGGAAACAGAUCACAUUAAUCAAAUUGGCUAUAGAGUACUGGAGAGAAUUGGAGCCCGAGCCUUGGUAGCUCAUGUCAGAACAUUUGCAGAUUUCCUGGUAUAUGAGUUCUCUACAUCAGCUGGAGGUCAGCAACUCAACAAAUGCAUUGAGAUCCUCAAUGAUAUGGUAUGGAAGUACAACAUUGUUACACUGGACCGGUUAAUUCUUUGUCUUGCCAUGCGUAGUCAUGAAGGAAAUGAAGCUCAGGUUUGUUAUUUCAUAAUUCAAUUGCUGUUGCUGAAGCCAAAUGAUUUUAGAAAUCGAGUAAGUGAUUUUGUGAAAGAGAACUCACCAGAGCACUGGCUGCAGAAUGACUGGCAUACCAAGCAUAUGAAUUAUCACAAGAAAUAUCCUGAGAAGCUGUAUUUUGAGGGCCUAGCAGAACAGGUCAAUCCUCCCGUGCAGAUCCAGCUUCCCUAUCUUCCAAUCUACUUUGGAAAUGUGUGUCUCCGAUUCCUGCCUGUAUUUGAUAUAGUUAUCCACAGAUUUUUGGAAUUGCUGCCAGUAUCCAAAUCACUGGAGACUCUUCUAGAUCACUUGGGAGGCUUAUACAAGUUUCAUGACCGUCCAGUAACUUACUUGUAUAAUACGCUGCAUUACUAUGAAAUGCAUCUAAGAGAGCGCCCAACCCUCAAACGGAAGCUUGUCCAUGCUAUCAUUGGCUCACUAAAAGAUAAUCGGCCACAGGGCUGGUGUUUAAGUGAUACAUAUAUCAAAAAUGCUAUGAAUACACGAGAAGAGAACCCUUGGAUCCCAGAGGAUUCUUAUUAUUGCAGACUUAUUGGCAGACUAGUCGAUACUAUGGCUGGUAAAUCUCCUGGUCCAUUUCCAAACUGUGACUGGAGAUUCAAUGAGUUUCCCAAUCCAGCUGCCCAUGCUCUUCAUGUUACAUGUGUGGAGUUAAUGGCUUUGGAUGUUCCAGGAAAGGAUGUGGGGAAUGCCCUUCUAAAUGUUGUCCUGAAAAGUCAGCCUUUAGUACGAAGAGAGAAUAUUACCGCUUGGAUGAAUGCAAUUGGAUUGAUCAUCACUGCGUUACCAGAGCCAUAUUGGAUUGUCCUUCAUGAUCGAAUUGUGAGUGUUAUUAACAGCCCAAGCUUCAUUUCUGAGACUGAAUGGGUUGGAUACCCGUUUCAACUGUUUGACUUUACUGCUUGUCACCAGUCCUAUUCUGAGAUGAGCUGCAGCUACACUUUGGCUUUGGCACAUGCUGUGUGGCAUCAUUCUAGCAUUGGACAACUUUCUCUCAUCCCCAAGUUCCUCACUGAAGCACUCCUUCCCAUAGUAAAGACUGAAUUCCAGUUACUUUAUGUGUACCACCUUGUAGGACCUUUUUUACAAAGAUUUCAGCAAGAGAGAACUCGGUGCAUGAUAGAGAUUGGAGUGGCGUUUUAUGAUAUGCUUCUGAAUGUAGACCAGUGUAGCACCCACUUACACUACAUGGAUCCCAUCUGUGAUUUUUUAUAUCAUAUGAAGUAUAUGUUUACUGGUGACAGUGUGAAAGAUCAGGUAGAGAAGAUUAUCUGCAAUUUAAGACCAGCUUUAAAACUCAGACUGCGAUUCAUAACACAUAUCAGCAAAAUGGAACCUGCAGUACCUCCACAAACCAUAAACAGUGGAUCUCCAGCACCUCAGUCCACUCAGGUGACAGUCAGUGUGGCUUUACCAGUAACUCAGUAAAGCCAUUCAUUGCUCCAUUAUGAAAGUUAAAGCACUGAUUACUUCGGAAAUGAUGACAAAAACCCAAUUGGUAUGAACUCUUUUCUGCUGCAUGGCGUCAUACACAUGGUGGAUCUACUGGAUAUCUAUCAUUACCACCUCCUAUCUGGAUUUAUCUCAAGAGAAUAGAAUAGUCUUAUGCUAUCCAGAAGAAUUUAUGUAUGAGUGAUACUCUGGGAACAUAGCGGUGGUAAUGAUCAGUUGAAUUUUAUUUAUUAGGUUCUUCACUUAUUUCCUUUUUUUUAUUUUUGGUGACAAUUUUCAAACUUGGAUUUUCUUAUGGUAUCCAACAGUAAAACAUUUAGAGUUGGAUCAAAUGAAUUAUUUAUAAAGCACUCAGCAUAGUACCUGGAACAUAGUAGACAGUAUAAGUAUAUAAAUACUCCCUUCUUUCCCCUUAGUCCUCUUCUUUUAAACUAGUUUAAUUGGUAACUGUAUAAUUUCCUUUUUUGGUGAAAGAAGGAUAACAGAAUUUUUUACUCUUUAUUUUUUAAAAAAGAUCAUUGUAAAUUUCCAUUCGCUUAUUCAACUAUUUCCAAUAAAGAAAAUAAAUUGACAAUAAUUUUAUGAUUGGAAGAUACCAAAGAGAAUAAAAUUUAAUAGGUUCUGAACACUGCAGAGAAAAUCAUGUUUCAAAGAGGACUAAUUCUUGCUUUUUAAGUUCAAGGUUGAUCUACACAACUGGAUAAUGAUAUGAUUCUACGCCUAGUCUUAACCAAAUUUUUAUAAUGUUGAAACCUUUAUAUUUGUAUAAUGAAAAAUUUUGUGGGAUUUUGUGCUGUAUAUGGUUUAAUUUGGACGUGCAAACAACAAAACCAAUACUUGUAAGAAGUGUAAAAUAUUGUUUUAAUUAAAUAAAUUUUAUUAAUAUUA
Molecule: messenger RNA, 5305 nt
Organism: Sarcophilus harrisii (Tasmanian devil)
Lineage: Eukaryota; Metazoa; Chordata; Mammalia; Dasyuromorphia; Dasyuridae
Gene: MED23
Product: mediator complex subunit 23
Exons: 30
Coding region: 254-4393 (1379 amino acids)
Biological process (GO): regulation of transcription by RNA polymerase II; positive regulation of gene expression
Cellular component (GO): mediator complex; transcription regulator complex
Source: RefSeq, a predicted model, not a curated record